Rhopalosiphum padi (bird cherry-oat aphid) is the source of this 1151-nucleotide messenger RNA. Its product is annotated as corepressor interacting with RBPJ 1. The transcript is spliced from 7 exons. Gene Ontology annotation, biological process: negative regulation of DNA-templated transcription. Bases 172 to 969 code for a protein of 265 amino acids. Gene Ontology annotation, molecular function: transcription corepressor activity. NCBI's taxonomy places the organism in Eukaryota, Metazoa, Arthropoda, Insecta, Hemiptera, Aphididae. The record is from RefSeq and is a predicted model, not a curated record. Gene Ontology annotation, cellular component: nucleus.
AACUUAAAUAAAAAUAAUUCUAUCACAGAAUAUUUUGUUUUAAGUUUCAGUCAUUUAAUCAUUGUCUAAUUAUCUAUACCUGUUAGGCGUUUGCUGUUACACAAUAGUACAAUACACAUCUUUUAAUUUAUACAUUUCAAUACUAAUAAGUGACAGUAACUUCCAGUCAAAAUGGGGAAAGGUUUCAAUAAUUACAUGUGUAAAAAGUUCUUCCAUCCGGCAUCAAGAGAUAAUCUAAAACGAGUAUGGAUGGCAGAACAAAAAUCAGAUAAAGAUAAAAAACGCCAAGAAGAACUUCGUCUACAAUAUGAAAAAGAACAAGAUCUUUAUAAUAACAAAGCAUUGCUGUCAAAAGAAAGCAAGGAUAAAUUAAGCGUAAAUUUUAUGUAUGAACCACCACCGGGUGCUAAAAAAGAAAGGGAACGUGAAGAUAACGAGCCAGAAUAUAAAUUUGAAUGGCAAAGAAAAUUUAAUGCCCCUAGAGAAGAUUAUUGCAAAGGAGAUCAAGAAAUUCGAGAUCAGCCAUUUGGUAUUCAAGUCAGAAAUGUACGAUGUAUCAAAUGUCACAAAUGGGGUCAUAUAAAUACUGACAAAGAAUGUCCCUUAUUCAAUCAGGCAAGUAUAUCAGAAGCUGUAACAAGUAAUGCAACCACAAAUGGUAGUAGUGCUAAUAAAAAAACACAAGAAUUAAUAAAACAAAUGCGAGAAGAUGGUUUGGAAUUGAAAAAAAGUGCUGCUUCUACUCAACAACAAAUAUCAUUUAACAACGGAGAUGAUAGUGACACAGAACUAUUUAUGUAUGUAAAAACAUUAAGUAGAAAGAAAAAAAUGAAAUUACUCAAACGAUUAGAUAGAAUGGACAAAAUUAUGAUGAAAGAACAAAAGUUGAUUUCAAAAAAAGAAAAGCUUUCUAGGAAACAAAAUAAAAAGAAAAAAGAAAGUAGCAGCAGUUCUGAUUCUUCAGAUUAAUUAAGUUUAUAUUGUAUAAUUUUUUUUACCUAUUUACUGUGCAUAAAUAUAUGCAAAAUAGUACUACAUUAAAGUUCACUAAUCUAAAAUUGUACAGAAUCUCAGUGUACAAAAUAUUUUAUAUACCAUGCAUCUAUUGCAUCUUGUUUUAAGUCAAUUAAACCUAAAACAUGUUCCUCUUA